Molecule: messenger RNA, 649 nt
Organism: Oncorhynchus kisutch (coho salmon)
Lineage: Eukaryota; Metazoa; Chordata; Actinopteri; Salmoniformes; Salmonidae
Product: E3 ubiquitin-protein ligase RNF186-like
Exons: 2
Coding region: 217-621 (134 amino acids)
Biological process (GO): protein ubiquitination
Molecular function (GO): ubiquitin protein ligase activity
Source: RefSeq, a predicted model, not a curated record
AAAUCCAAACCAGGACCUUAAUAAACCACAAGGGGAACACUGACCUCAGACCAGCGUUUAAACCCCACGUCUUCCUGCCCAGACACUGACACUCCGUCCAGAAUUCCUCUGGACUCCAGCUGUCCAUCCAUCCAUCCGUCCAUCCAUCCAUCCGUCCAUCCAUCCAGCCGUCCAUCCAUCCAUCCAUCCAUCCAUCCAUCCACACCCCAGCCAGCCAUGGGUCUGAUGAGCGAGGACAUGGAGUGCUGUGUCUGCCUCCAGCCCUACUCUCGCAGGGAGAAGAUCCCUCGGAUGCUCCACUGUAAGCACACAUUCUGUGGGCUGUGCUUGCAGGCGAUGUCCAGGCUCCAAAGCGGCCUACUGACAGUCUGCUGCCCCCUGUGCCGUUGGAUCACCUGCACCGAGCCCAGCCUCACCCUGCCGGGGUCGCUGUGGGUUAACACUGAGAUCUGGGACCAGAUACUAGACAGACAACAGGAAGAGGAGGAGGAGGAAGAGUGGAAGGGAGCUAACAGACAGACACAGACCACUACACAGUACACAUGUUCUCCAUCAAGGCAUUGUGGCCUGAGGCUCAAACUACAGAAUUUCCUGAGGAGGAUGAAGCACAAUGUACUGUAAACCGAGAAGACGAAGAGCAGAGAAAAAG